Messenger RNA from Echinops telfairi (small Madagascar hedgehog), 4119 nucleotides. It is a transcript of the gene FGD1, whose product is annotated as FYVE, RhoGEF and PH domain containing 1. The coding region runs from base 213 to 3128 and encodes 971 amino acids. The transcript is spliced from 18 exons. Gene Ontology annotation, molecular function: guanyl-nucleotide exchange factor activity; metal ion binding. Gene Ontology annotation, cellular component: cytoplasm. NCBI's taxonomy places the organism in Eukaryota, Metazoa, Chordata, Mammalia, Afrosoricida, Tenrecidae. The record is from RefSeq and is a predicted model, not a curated record. Gene Ontology annotation, biological process: filopodium assembly; cytoskeleton organization.
GUGGCCGUGGCUGCUGCUACUGCCACCGCGGCUGGCCCGGGCCCGGGCUGGGGGCUUGUGCCUCCGCAGUGGGGUUGAGCCCACAGCCCCGCCCCCACCCCCCUGAGCCUGAGGCCACGGAUCUGCAAGGCGCUGGGCCUUCUCCGCCCGCGCCUCAGCCCCAGGAGCUGGAGCCUAGCGGGGAGCCAGGGCCCCGCGCCCAGGCCCAGACCAUGCAUGGCCACCGAGUCCCGGGGGGCGCUGGGCCUUCGGAGUCCGAACACCCGGCCGCUAAUAUCGCUGGUGCUGUUCUACCGGCCUCUGCCGACUUGGACCUUGGAGUCCUGGAGUCUGGACUGCUGGUGCCUAGGGGCUCAGCCUCGGCUCUCAGCGGCCCCCUGGAUUCCCAGCUUGUCGGACCCUCUGAAGCCAGCCCUGGGGCUGCUCCAGGCCCCCGGGUUUUACCCUGCGGGCCCAGUCCACAGCACCACCGGGCCCUACGCUUUUCCUACCACCUGGAGGGUUUGCAGCCCCGGCCUGGACUGUACGAGGGAAACCGUAUUCUGGUUAAAAGUUUGUCCCUUGACCCAAGCCAGAGUCCUGAGUCUCAUCCAGAAGGCCCCCAGUGGCUUCGCUCAGAACCAGGUCCCCCAACUGAGACUUCUAGUCAACGCCCUUCACCACUGAAGCGGGUGGCAGGCCCAAAGCCACAGGUCCCCCCGAAGCCCAGUUACCUGCAGAUGCCCCGGAUGCUCCCUCCAUCAGAACCCAUCCCCCCUCCACCAUCACGCCCACUGCCUGCAGAUCCCCGAGUGGCCAAGGGCCUGGCCCCUAGGGUGGAGGCUGGUCCCAGUUCAGCAGCAGUAUCUUCACUGAUUGAGAAAUUUGAAAGAGAGCCUGUGAUUGUGGCCUCGGAUAGGCCAGGCCCUGGCCCCAGUCCAGUUCCCACAGAGCAAGCCAUGUUGCCACCACCACCCAUGCUGCAGUCCCAGCUCCCUGAGGGUGAGGCCUCCCGCUGUUUGUUCCUGCUGGCUCCUGGGCCCCGGGAUGGUGAGAAGGUGCCCAACCGGGACAGUGGAAUUGACAGCAUCAGCUCACCAUCCAACAGUGAGGAGACCUGCUUUGUCAGUGAUGACGGGCCCCCCAAUCACAGCCUCUGCCCUGGGCCCCCUGCCCUGGCCAGUGUGCCUGUUGCUUUGGCUGAUUCCCACCGGCCUGCCUCCCAAGAGGUUGACAGUGACCUGGAUGAGGAGGAGGAGGAGGAGGAGGAGGAGGAGGAGGAGGAGGAGGAGGAGGAGGAGGAGGAGGAGGAGGAGGAUGAUGAAAUGGACAGAGAAAUCCCAGUGUCCCCGAUGGAGAGACAGGAGUCUGUGGAGUUGACUGUGCAACAGAAGGUGUUCCAUAUCGCCAACGAACUCCUACAAACUGAGAAGGCAUACGUUUCCAGGCUUCAUCUCCUGGAUCAGGUAUUUUGUGCCCGGCUGCUGGAAGAAGCUCGGAACCGCAGUUCUUUCCCGGCUGACGUUGUCCAUGGCAUCUUCUCUAACAUCUGCUCCAUCUAUUGCUUCCACCAGCAGUUCCUGCUGCCAGAGCUAGAGAAGCGCAUGGAGGAAUGGGACCGCUACCCACGCAUUGGAGACAUCUUGCAGAAGUUGGCACCCUUCCUCAAGAUGUAUGGAGAGUAUGUGAAGAACUUUGACCGGGCUGUGGAGUUAGUCAACACCUGGACAGAGCGCUCUACCCAGUUUAAAGUCAUCAUUCAUGAGGUGCAGAAAGAGGAAGCCUGUGGCAACUUGACAUUGCAGCAUCACAUGUUGGAGCCUGUGCAGCGCAUCCCUCGCUAUGAGCUGCUUCUCAAGGACUAUCUUUUAAAGCUGCCUCAUGGCUCCCCGGACAGCAAGGAUGCCCAAAAGUCUCUGGAGCUGAUAGCCACAGCAGCAGAGCAUUCCAAUGCUGCCAUCCGAAAAAUGGAGCGAAUGCACAAGCUGCUGAAGGUCUAUGAGCUACUAGGGGGUGAGGAGGACAUUGUCAGCCCUACUAAAGAGCUCAUAAAAGAAGGUCACAUCCUUAAACUGUCAGCAAAGAAUGGGACCACUCAAGACCGAUACCUCAUACUAUUCAAUGACCGUCUCCUUUACUGCGUGCCCAGGCUGCGGCUCCUUGGCCAGAAGUUCAGCGUACGGGCACGUAUUGACGUAGAUGGCAUGGAGCUAAAGGAAAGCUCCAACCUCAAUCUGCCUCGAACCUUCCUGGUUUCAGGAAAGCAGCGCUCCCUGGAGCUCCAGGCCAGGACUGAGGAAGAGAAGAAAGACUGGGUCCAGGCCAUCAACUCUACUCUCCUGAAGCAUGAACAGACUCUGGAGACCUUUAAACUGUUGAACUCAACAAACAGGGAAGAUGAAGACACCCCUCCCAAUUCUCCAAACGUGGAUCUUGGAAAACGGGCACCUACGCCCAUCCGGGAAAAGGAAGUCACCAUGUGCAUGCGCUGCCAGGAGCCCUUCAAUUCCAUCACCAAACGCAGGCACCACUGCAAGGCCUGUGGGCAUGUGGUUUGUGGGAAGUGCUCCGAGUUCCGGGCCCGCCUCAUCUAUGACAACAACCGCUCCAACCGUGUGUGCACCGACUGCUACGUGGCCUUGCAUGGGGUGCCCGGGAGCAACCCCGCCUGCAGCCAGCAUACACCUCAGCGUCGGAGGUCCAUCCUUGAGAAACAGGCUUCAGUGGCUGCUGAGAACAGCAUUAUCUGCAGCUUCCUGCACUACAUGGAGAAGGGUGGAAAAGGCUGGCACAAGGCAUGGUUCGUGGUUCCUGAGAAUGAACCCUUGGUGCUGUAUAUCUACGGAGCCCCUCAGGAUGUGAAAGCCCAGCGCAGUCUGCCCCUCAUUGGAUUUGAAGUGGGGCCUCCUGAAGCCGGGGAGCGCCCUGACAGACGCCACGUCUUCAAGAUCACUCAGAGCCACCUGAGCUGGUACUUCAGCCCUGAGACCGAGGAGCUACAGCGGCGUUGGAUGGCUGUGCUUGGCCGGGCAGGCCGUGGGGACACAUUCUGCCCAGGGCCCACACUGUCUGAAAACAGGGAAAUAGUGGCAGCUUCAGGAGCUACUGUUGAACCCCCUGCUGUUUCCCAAACCGGAGAUAAGAUCUAAAGGGUUUGGGGAUUCCUGGGGAUUCCCCUGUACUAUACUAUUUGCCUAUAUCCAAUUAGGGGUUUUAGCCACCUCCAUCCCAGCUCAGUCAAUACUUGAACUCCCAACACCGGCACUUUCAAUCCUGAAUGCUGGGUCUUGGAUUUUUUAAUUCAUCUUUUCACAAAAUGUGGGCUUAAAGGAAAAAAAAAAACACAACCCUGUUACUAUAAUGAUAGUAAUUUUUAUAUCUUCACAGUGGGAACUAUUGCCAGAUCAGCCUGAAUUUGGCCAUAAUGUGCCCCAUUCACAGAAUCCUACAGAUUCUAUAUCCAUCAGUUCCUCCCAAAGCACCAGAGGCAGGAGAUUCAAGUGCCAGCUCUGCCACUGACUUGUGGCCAGCGUCUUCACAUAUGACUCAGUGUGAGGUGGGAACUGAGCCCCUCCCACCACCCAGCUUCGAGGCUGGGUCCAGUAUUUUAUCAUUUAGACCCAUGGCAGGGCCACUGGGCAGGACAGGGGAAUGGAGGGUGUGAAGGACAAUGGAUAUUGUUUGUUUUGUUUCUAAAGAAAAAUACAGUUUAUUUCAGGCUUACAGAAACUUCCAGAGCAUUUCUAUGCUCCUUUCGUCCAUCUAUUUAUUUGUUCAAAGCACCAAGGUGCUGUGGUGGGCCCAGAAAAUGUACUCCUGUUGAGUGCUAAAGCCCAGCCUCCAGAAGGCUGAUUCUUGAUUUCACAGGAUGAGUCAAGUCACAAAUUAAACAUUAAGGUAUUUAUUAAAUUCUUAAGUCUCAUCCCUAAACUUAAUCGGGAUGGGAUGAAGAGUGGGGAGAGGGGUUGGAGAAGACCGAAGACAAAGGCCACCUCUCCUAAGCUCACCACCUAGCCAGUCUUCGAAUUCCCGAGGGAACCAGGGUUAGAGGAUAAGCAGCAGAAAGGAAGUCUUGUUCUUGAGAAGUUCCAAGUUCUGGGCAGAGCAUACCAUGAUUAAAGGUAUGUGUUACUUAAUGUC